Messenger RNA from Letharia columbiana, 3093 nucleotides. RefSeq lists its product as uncharacterized. The coding region runs from base 1 to 3093 and encodes 1030 amino acids. Lineage: Eukaryota; Fungi; Ascomycota; Lecanoromycetes; Lecanorales; Parmeliaceae. The transcript has a single exon. The record is from RefSeq and is a predicted model, not a curated record. Gene Ontology annotation, molecular function: phosphatidylinositol binding. Gene Ontology annotation, cellular component: intracellular membrane-bounded organelle.
AUGGAUACCACUGGCUCCGUCGAUAACACUCGAGCCCGCGAGCUUCCGCAAGAGAAGGAUACCUCGGAGCGCAUAGCCAUCCAGGCCCGAGAUCUGACAACCCGUGGCCUCGAAUUCCUCUCCAACGCCAGCAAUGAAACCCUUGGAGCAUGCAUCAUUGGACUUGGGGCUGUCACGUGGCUGGUACUGGGAAGGGUUGGGCUUGUCUUGAUAGGCAUUGUCGGAGGAGUGGUAUUACAUGCUACAUGGGAAGGGGAUAUUGAGAACAAUGCGAACGACGAAGCCAGAGCACUGGAAGCCAGUAAGAGGAGGAAGAAGGGUCUCGAUAUUGUUAUGAGGGUACUGGAAUGGAAGGAGAGAAAAGAAGUGGGCCGUGAACUUGACGGUGUGCGAGAUGCGCCAACUGCAGCACCCUCACAGAAGGAGCUGGAUUUUCCUGGCUUUCCACCCGAGACGAAGGGUGCUUUGAUCAAUUUGGUUGACACUAUUAUACGCGACUAUGUAAAAUGGUGGUACUCGCCGGUCCUUCCUCUGGAGAACGCCUUCCCACUCGCCUGCCGACAGACGUUGACCGGCUUUCUGCUGGCGGUAUCAAACCAUUUAUCUCGCAAGCGACCCGCAGACACGUUCCUAGAAUUCGUGACAAAUUCUUCAUCCAUCGUCAUUGUCUUCCUUAGCGAGCUUUCGAGUGCGCUCAAGUCUCCGGCACCCUCUGGCGGUGCAUCAGAAUCUGUACGCCGUUACCUAGAGGCCAACCCCAGCAGCAGUCUCGCCAACGUACUAGAUGUCGAACAACAGAACAAGAAACUCAAAGCAGUGGCUCAGGACAUACUACAUACAUUCCUGGACCGAAAGGUGUACGAAUGUGAACCGGUGUCGGUGUUCCUGCGAGAGAUUCUGGCCAGUGUGAUCCUUGAAAUGACAGUGACGAGCUGCUCAAAACCAGAAUUCAUCAACGAAUGGAUCAUUUACGGUCUUGAGGAAAGUGAUACUGAGAUUCUCCAAGCCAUAGAUGCAGGCGUUGGAGGAGCUACUGCUAAUGGAGAUGUCAAAGGCGCCGUUGAGGCAGCGAAAAACGGAGUGUCUGACAGCCAAGUCAAGUCUGCCGAGUCACCUGAUGCUCAGACGCAAGCGAAGACUGAGCACAAAAGAACGGUCAGCAGGGCGGAAGAAGCUAUGGACGAAGCGAUGCAAGAGGCGCAAAGGCUCAGCGAGCUGAUUGCUGCAGAGGACGUCAAGAAUCAGCAAGCUUCCGAAGAAUAUUUAUCUUCUGGAGAGACCACCGACGCUGUCGCAACGCCCACAUCUUCGCGAGAUGAUCUCUCAGCAAUGGCCAACAGCUCUUCCUCAGCAUUAGCUGUUGAUGACGAGACAGGAACGGAUUUCGAGUCCAAGAUCGCAGAAUCAAGCCCCAGCUUCACAACAUUUGAUCAAAUAAUAUCCUCGCAGCAGCCGACUGCUCUUAGGGACUCAGAGACACAGUCAUACGAAGUGCCACCAUUGACCCUAUACAAUGCUAGCGUCUCCAUUUUUGACGAUUCUGUACCUGGGGAGAAAGGUAACUUGCGAUCGAAACCUACAGCUGAGUACCUACUGCAAAUCGAACCUGCGACAUCUCAAUAUCCAGGUUGGAUGAUUGCACGUAUCUAUUCGGACUUUGAGACACUGCAUGAAGUCUUACGGCGCAUAUCUGUAAUUUCCGGAGUUGCCGCUUUCGCAGAAAGGCACCCAACUGUGCCGGCUUGGAAGAACAAGACUAAAUCUGCUCUGCGUUCCGAGCUGGAAUUCUACCUUCGCAGUGCGCUAUCAUUCCAGCGAUUGGCCGAAAGCGAAGGCAUGAAGCGGUUCUUGGAGAAGGAUCAAGGUAUCGGACGAUCAUCUCCCACUGCGAAGCAGGGCGGCUUCGGUUUCCCAAGUCCAGCAGCGUUCGAGACAAUGGGCAAAGGCAUGCUUGAUGUGCUUUCCAGCGCCCCGAAAGGAGCCGCUGGUGGCGGCAAAGCUCUCCUGGGCGGCGUCACUGGCGUCUUGGGGGGUGUAGGGUCUAUUGGGCAGAGAAAGCAGACUUCGAAGAGCCCAGUGCCGCGAUCAGUGAAUGGUUCUACCUCAGCGCUGCCCCAUAUAGACAGUGAUAGACUGGCGAGACCAAGCUUCGUCCAGGAACGAGAAUCACAGGAGAGUGCAAGCUCCUCGGCCAAUGCCCAAACGGAAAGCAUGAAACCUCCUCCUUUGCCUCGUCGACCCAGCCAGUCCGCACCUGACCAUCAAUUGGAUCUCAAAGUCAGCGCGGCCCAUCCGGCAGAUGGGGUACCGUCAGAAGUGCGGUCCAAAGACAACAUCCCAGCAUUUCUACAGCAUGACGAGGAGAACGAACUUCACCUACCACCUCCGCCUAGCGAGAUAGCUGAUGACUACAAGUUUUCGCAAGGCUCGCCUCGGCCAUCAGUCUCCAAUGAUGACAGCAGCACUUUCCGUACAUCCAUAAGCACCGCCCCUACCACGCAAGCUUCACAAUCCCGGAAGAGUACCCUUUCUUCCGUCACACCUGGCGAGCCACCCGCUCCCAUCUUAAAACAGCCGCCGUCUAUUCGGACUGCUCUACCCCUGACCAGCCAGGAAACGAGCAUUGCAGUAGAGCUCUUCUUCGCCACAAUUAACGAACUUUAUGCUCUUUCCUCCGCAUGGACUCUCCGCCUCACCCUCCUAAACGCCGCGAAGUCCUUUCUGCUCCGUCCUGGUAACCCAAACCUCGAAGCCAUUCGCGUGUUGCUUCAAAAAACCAUUAUCGACGCCAAUACAUCUGACAGUGGCAUAGCCACUCAUCUCAACAAACUACGAGAAAACGCGUUACCGACAGAAGAAGAGCUUAAGGCGUGGCCGGCACCACCAAGCGAAGAGGCAAAAGAGCGUAUGAGAGUAAAGGCUAGGAAGCUGCUUGUAGGGAAAGGCAUGCCGCAGGCUUUGACCAGUGUCAUGGGAGCAGCGGCUAGUGGAGAGGCGCUGGGCAGGGUUUUCGACUGUUUGCAGGUCCCCGAAGUGGCAAGGGGUCUGGUGUUUGCAUUAGUAUUGCAAGGAGUCAGGGCUGUUACACAAUGA